This is a messenger RNA of Xenopus laevis (African clawed frog), 5033 nucleotides long. It is a transcript of the gene arhgef2.L, whose product is annotated as Rho/Rac guanine nucleotide exchange factor 2 L homeolog. Gene Ontology annotation, cellular component: cytoskeleton; ruffle membrane; bicellular tight junction. Lineage: Eukaryota; Metazoa; Chordata; Amphibia; Anura; Pipidae. The transcript has 28 exons. Gene Ontology annotation, molecular function: guanyl-nucleotide exchange factor activity; diacylglycerol binding; microtubule binding. The record is from RefSeq and is a predicted model, not a curated record. The coding region runs from base 346 to 3987 and encodes 1213 amino acids. Gene Ontology annotation, biological process: cell morphogenesis; positive regulation of neuron differentiation; regulation of Rho protein signal transduction.
GUUUGGCUCAGGACACAGACAUUGCUGGAUAUAGCUGGGAGAAAGGGAAAGUGAACAGAGGAAAUCACAGCUGGGAAAUUAAAAAGAAUUUGAUAAUAUUUUGGAAUAUGGACAAGAGGUGCUGGUGAACAGGACAAUGAGUCGGGGCGAGUGCUGCACAGACUUUGGGAUUUAGUCACCAGGAAGGAUCCAGGAUCUGCACUCAGCAGGGUGUGAAUUAAACUGUCACCGGGAUUCACUGCCUGAUUCUCCUACACACACUAUUACAGGAAAGGGAAUGAGACAAAUGGUAGAAUCUCCAGUUUGCGCUGAACACAGAGCAUCACAGUGUCUGCAUUUUGGACAAUGCAGGUCCUAAUCCAACACCCUGUUGGGAGCUUGGAUGUUCUUACGGGCUCCAGAAUGAAUAAUGCAGAAGUGUUUGUGACUGGCGGGGAAGCAGGGCCCUUCGUGGCGAGGGUUCCCAAACAGCGCUGCCUUUCUGCCUUGGACCCACGAAUACCCAGUGAGGAGGAUUUGCACAGCGAGGAGCUGGAUGGGUUCAUUGCAGUCCCAUUGCGGAGGUCCUGCCGCCUUCGAUCAUCCAUGCACACCAUGGACGCAUUCCGCAGGCACAGCUGGGAGCCAGGGAAGAGACUGCAAGAAAUGGAGGCAGACUAUGAGGAACUCAGUCAGAGUUUAAAGGGUCUGAACCCCGAGGAGAUAGAGGGGAAUAUGGGCAACAGGAGAGACCCCCGUCGCACUCCAAUUAUCAGCAGUACGGACGAGCUGGAGUCUUGGCUUUCUACACGAGGGGAGGAUCUGGAAGUCACACAGGAGGAACACGCAAAGAGGCUUCAGGCGUAUCUCUCCUCCCAGCACUAUUUGUACAACCCUCUCUCCAAAUCUGUCUCAAUGUCGGGCAUCGACCACACGUUCUGCUACCCCGAUGAUGUGACCCUCUAUUCCCAAGGGAGGAACCUGUCCAACGGUGCCUUGAGCUGCGGAGAUUUUGAUGCUCUGGAGACGGAUGAGAAGGAGAACAGAGAAAAGGAAGAUUCUACUCUAGGGAGGACUCUGAGCUUCAUCCGAAAAAUGGCUGGUGGGAAAUCCAAGAAUAAAGAGAAAGAGAAGAUGAAGGAUUCCAAGGAGAAGGACCCCCGCUACACCAAUGGACACUUGUUCACCACCAUCACCGUGUCUGGGACCACUAUGUGUUUUGUGUGUAACAAGAGUAUAACUGCUAAAGAGGCGCUGAUUUGCCCCACCUGUAGCGUUACCAUCCACAACCGCUGCAAAGAUGCGCUGCCCAGCUGCACCAAGGUCAAACAGAAACAACAGAAAGCCGCUUUUCUGAAGAACAAUUCCGCCCUGCAGAACGUCUCCCUGCGAAACAAAACCACAACACUUCGAGAACGUCCCAAUUCAGCCAUUUACCCCUCCGACAGCCUUCGCCACUCCAUCCUGGGCUCCCGCAGGGGCCGAGCUUCUUUAUCUCUGUCUAAAAGUGUCUCCACCACCAACAUCGCAGGGAAUCUCAAUGAUGAGAGUCCGCUGGGAAUCCGCAGAAUCCUCUCCCAAUCCACUGACUCGCUUAAUAUGCGGAACAGGACACUCUCCGUGGAGUCGCUCAUUGAUGAAGGCGCCGAGGUUGUGUACAGCCAACUUAUGAGCGACUUUGCCACCGAGGAGAGGGAAUUUGAGGCGGAUUCCUGGAGUCUGGCGGUGGAUAAUAACUACCUCCAGCAGCACAAGAAGGACGUCAUGAAGCGGCAGGACGUUAUAUACGAGCUGAUCCAGACGGAGGUCCACCACGUGCGCACCCUGAAGAUCAUGACCAACAUAUUCCAGAAGGGAAUGCUGGAGGAUCUGCAGAUGGACCCGGCGCUGGUCAAUAAGAUGUUCCCUUGCGUGGAUGAACUUAGCGACAUUCACAUUCGCUUCCUCAUUCAGCUCCUGGAGAGGCGCAAGGACUCGCUGGCGUCCGACAGCAACAAGAACUUUGUCAUCAACAAGUUGGGGGAUAUCCUCAUUAACCAGUUUUCAGGCCCCAAUGCAGAGCGCAUGAAGAAAACCUACACUGAAUUCGCAAGCCAACAUCAUAAGGCCAUGAAGCUCUACAAGGAACUCUUCUCUAGGGAUAAGAAGUUCCAGCAGAUGAUACGGAAAAUGACCCGCUCCCCAUUGCUGCGCAGACACGGGGUCCAGGAGUGUAUCCUGCUGGUGACGCAAAGGAUCACCAAGUACCCCGUCCUCAUUGACCGCAUUCUGCAGAACUCUAAAGGUGAUGAGGAGGAGCACCAAGACUUGGCAGAAUCCCUGCGGCUGUUGAAGGAACUGAUUUCAACAAUAGACCAAGAGGUGCACAACCUGGAAAAGAACCUGCGCCUGCAGGAGAUCUACCAGAAGAUCGACAGCAAGUCUGUGGCUCUGGUCGACGGAGACCACAACUUUAGCAAAGAGGAGCUGCUGCGAAGGAAACUCAUCCACGAGGGAUCGUUGCUAUGGAAAACGGCUGCCGGGCGCUUCAAAGAUGUCAUCAUGCUGCUAAUGACUGACACUAUGAUUCUCCUUCAAGAGAAAGACCAGAAAUAUUAUUUCCCAACACUGGAUAAGUCUCCUGUCAUCAGUCUGCAAAACCUGAUUGUGCGAGACAUUGCCAACCAAGAGAAAGGCAUGUUCCUAAUAAGCGCCAAGCCCCCUGAGAUGUAUGAGGUUCAUGCCGCCUCCCGGGAGGAGCGCAACACAUGGAUGAAGCACAUCAGCCAAACAGUCAAAGUGUGCCCAAAACGUGAGGAAUUUCCUUUGAUCGAGACAGAAGUAGAGGCAAAACUGAGGAAGCUGAGAGAGGUCAUCCAGGAGAAGGACAGAGAAGUGGCUGAACUCCUGGACGAGAAGGUGACCCUCUUUUCCAAAGUGGUGCAACUGCAGGCAGGCGAAAAAUCCCCACUGACGGGUGUCGGCACUCGGUGCCUCUUCCGAACCGACUCUACGGACAGUUACAGAGGGGAGAAGCUGAUCAGCGAGGCCAUCAGAGAAGUGGAAGCGCUGAAAGACGUGAUCUUUGGGACCGGGACCGAACAGCCUCUUCUAAGGGCGGAACAGAACCACACGUUGGACAGGUCCAACAGCCAAUCCAGAGAUUCCACACACAGGGACACACACACCAUUAAUGGCUCCUGUGAUCUCAGCAAAGAUGAUGAUCCAAAGGACCGGAAUGGGAAUCAGCUCCAAAACAAAAGCCCUCGUGAGGACGCCCUACAGAGGAUUGUCAAUAUCUACAGUUUUCUACACGGGCUGCAGGUGCUGGUUAUACAACAGGACACGCUACAAGACACGCCACUCCAGGACGUCGGCGACAAAAAGGAACGUCUGUGCCGGAGCAACUCCCGUGAUCCAAUUCUGGUAGAGCCCUUAUCCAAGACGGCGGACAAACAGACGGAGCUGACUCUGUUGCAGCGCCAGCACACGCUGUUGCAGGAGGAGCUGCGCAGGUGCCGGCGGCAGUGCGAGGAUAGGGCGCAGGAGGCGGGGUUACUGGAGACUCGGUUGAGGGAGAGCGAGCAGAACAGGGCAAAGCUGGAGCGGGAUUUAGAGGAUGGAAAGAGGCAGCUGUCCUUCCUGAGAGAGAGAAGUGAUGCAGGAGUGGAGCUCACCAGGAACCCCAAAGUGUUGGAUCCUCGUAGGCGGAGCUUGCCAGCGGGAGACGCCCUCUAUCAGACAUUCACUCCUCCCCAGAUUCCCAUGGAGAGAAGGGUCCCUCUGGCUCUAGAUGGUCACGUCCCCAUCAUCACUCUACACGACGACUCUGAUCUUAAAGACGACUUCAGUGAUCUGACGGAGCUUGAGAAACUACCGGCGGACACAGAAUGGACAGAGGAGGAGGGCGGGGGGCCCCCAGCUUCUCCCUCCAGCACACGAGAAUUCCAGAGAAUGCAGGACAUUCCAGAAGAAGCAGAGAGUGUUCAGGAGCUGAAAGACGUGGACCAGGGAUCCUCCAAAAGUUAAAGAUCCGGCAGUGGGACAGGACCGGGCUCCCCACUACAGACGUGAGACGGACGCGCUGCUCUACGAGACACUCCGGGAGCAGUGAGAGGGGGGAGGCCAUUACUAGUCACGACCUGUUCCCCACCAGUGUGGCCUGCGGCAGCGACCCAGAGGUGCACCCGCUACAAAUGAACUGGUCCAGUCAGUGGGGCGGAGUUUGGCACCGAUCCAACUAUUCCACACUCUUGACAAGGCCGGAGCAGGCAGAUCUGGCCGAUAGAGGGUUAAAAAAAAGACUUUUUUAUUGAAUGACUUUUUUUUUUGUUUUUUUUUCCAAACCUUGAUAUAAGAAGACGUUUCUAAUCACAGUAUCACUACAAUUUAUACGGCCGCAGUGUUCCAUUGAAUUGGGGAUUGAUUUGUACCUCUCAGCAGCUGAAAUCAAUAUGGCGGCUCAUUUCCCAUCCGCGGGUGCAGGGAACGCUACGGAUACGGUUUAGAUUCAGGCCUCACAAAUCUGCGUCCCUCCUGCCCCGCAUCCUCCUUAUUUAUUUAUCCUUUUAAUUAAAAAGUAACAUUUUUAAGUUAUAUAUAUAUUUUUUCUCUUUUAAAAAAAGCUUUUCCACUUCCCACCCUCCAUCCCUGCUUGUGCUUCUCUGCAUCGUCCAGCUGCAGGCUCUUUGGGGUUAAUCCGUAUGAGAUGAUAGAGGGGGGAGAACUAGUUGAACGUGCUCAUUCACAAAGCUGCUAAGGCAAAAUGGCACCAGCAGGGGGAGCUCUCAGUAGCUUAUGAUGUGCCCAGUACUUUGCAUUGGCUUCACCUCUGUCUCCCCAAAUCCAGGCGCAUGUUCUGUACCAUCAGGUUUUGGCCACUGGGUGUCGCUGUUUACAUUAUAUGGAAAGUACAGCCACAUAACACAAGUGAUGCCAUGAAGGAUGCUGGGAGUUGUAGUUCAAGCUCAUCAUUCCGUUCUCCUUGCAAGGCUGCUGUACACUAACCCCCCAAUAUCUCUGCAUUGUAUUUUGUACGGACGUAUCUUCUGUAAAUACAUAAUCUGGAGCAGUGA